AUGCAGCUGCGUCGUUGUGCGCGUGUGCUGUUUCGGUUUUAAACUUCUGAAAAUGAAUUGAGUGCGGCAGUCUGUGUUCGUCUAGAGAGUAGCAGCAGGCAGUUAUUUAGAGGAGAUUUUGUGGAACAUUUAUAAAAGUUUUAACAUAUUUUUAAAUAGAACAAAGUUCAUAGCUAAAUAAAAGAGUGAAAAUGGCUUCAUCAGGUCGAGCAAUAGAGAAAUCUAAGCGAAAUAGUUUGACUUUGGAGCAGAAAGCUCAGAUUGUACAGCUAUUGAAAGAAAGGAAGCACUCAAAGUCAGAUCUUGCCAAGUGUUUCAAUGUGGAUAGAUCAACAAUCAGAAAGAUUGAAAUUCGGCAGCAACAAAUAUUGCAAACGGUUUCCACAGGCAGUAUGUCGGAAAGCUUUAGUCAAAGGAAGUACGUUACUACAGGAAAGUACAGCAACCUGGAGCAAAUCUUGUACGAUUGGUACACUUACAUGUCAGACCAGCAGGGGAUUGUUUCAACAAAUGAAUUGUUAGCCAAAGCAAAGGAGCUUGCUUCAGCUUUGAAUAUUGGUGAAAAUUUCAAGUGCAGUGAGCGCUGGGUUCGUAAUUUUAAGAAACGUUUCGCUUUAUGCCCAACCAAUAGUGAUGCAAACAAAAAUCAUCUAAAGGAUGGUACUUCUGGUAGUUUUGCUUAUUCCAUCGAUGCUAACAGCGCUUUUCACCCUCUUCAUUAUGAAAAUAGUGAUGAUGAAUUUGCAGAGGAUAAUAAAAUUAACAUUGAAGAAGUGAGCCUUGGCGAAGGUGUGAAUCGUCCUAAUAGUUCCGAAAGAAAUGAAAAAGUAAUAGAAAACUUAACUUUUGUGAUUGAGUGGGCUGAAGAAAACCAGAUUGAGUUUAAACACAUACUAAGUUUGAAAGAGAUUCUCGCCCUAGCAGAAAAAAAACAUUGUAGUUGAAAUGCUUGAAUGAAAAUUGUAACACUGUUGAUCAAUUGAUUGUGAAUUUAUUUUAAACAUUGUAAUUGGAGUGAUGUUUUCUGCUAAUAAACAUAAGCGCCACG
This is a messenger RNA of Wyeomyia smithii (pitcher-plant mosquito), 1048 nucleotides long. RefSeq lists its product as uncharacterized. The record is from RefSeq and is a predicted model, not a curated record. Lineage: Eukaryota; Metazoa; Arthropoda; Insecta; Diptera; Culicidae. Gene Ontology annotation, cellular component: nucleus. Bases 192 to 944 code for a protein of 250 amino acids. The transcript has 2 exons. Gene Ontology annotation, molecular function: DNA binding.